CCCUGGCGCGCACACGCAGGCACACGCACCCUCCCGCACUGCUCCACGCCCCUGGCCGCGGCCCGGGCGGGCGCUGUGCGGCGCGGCGGGCGGGCCCGGGGCGGGGGCGGCGGCGGCGGCGGCGGCGGCGGCGGCGGCCGGGAGAGCGGAGGAGGCGGAGCAGGGAGCCGGGAGCCGGCUGGCCCGCGCUCCUCCUGCCGGCCGGGGAUUUUCCAGCCUGGGCGCUGUCGCCUCGGACCUCCUGCGGCCGCGGCGGACAUGGGCGACAAAGGGACGCGGGUGUUCAAGAAGGCAAGCCCGAAUGGAAAGCUCACUGUCUAUCUGGGAAAGCGGGACUUUGUGGACCACAUCGACCUCGUGGACCCUGUGGAUGGCGUGGUCCUCGUGGAUCCUGAGUAUCUCAAGGAGAGGAGAGUCUAUGUGACACUGACCUGCGCCUUUCGCUAUGGCCGGGAGGACCUGGAUGUCCUGGGCCUGACCUUUCGCAAGGACCUGUUUGUGGCCAACGUGCAGUCCUUCCCACCAGCCCCCGAGGACAAGAAGGCCCUGACGCGGCUGCAGGAGCGCCUCAUCAAGAAGCUGGGCGAACAUGCCUAUCCUUUCACCUUUGAGAUCCCUCCAAACCUCCCGUGCUCCGUGACAUUGCAGCCGGGGCCUGAAGACACAGGGAAGGCCUGCGGUGUGGACUAUGAAGUCAAAGCCUUCUGUGCCGAGAACCUGGAGGAGAAGAUCCACAAACGGAAUUCUGUGCGCCUGGUUAUCAGGAAGGUUCAGUAUGCCCCCGAGAGGCCUGGCCCUCAGCCCACAGCUGAGACCACCAGACAGUUCCUUAUGUCGGACAAGCCCUUGCAUCUUGAGGCUUCCCUGGACAAGGAGAUCUAUUACCAUGGAGAACCCAUCAGCGUUAACGUCCACGUCACCAACAACACCAACAAGACAGUAAAGAAGAUUAAGAUCUCGGUGCGCCAGUACGCGGACAUCUGCCUUUUUAACACAGCCCAGUACAAGUGCCCCGUGGCCAUGGAAGAGGCCGAUGACACCGUGGCUCCCAGUUCAACCUUCUGCAAGGUCUACACACUGACUCCAUUCCUGGCCAACAACCGAGAGAAGCGGGGCCUCGCUCUGGACGGGAAGCUCAAGCAUGAAGACACAAACUUGGCCUCCAGCACCCUGUUGAGGGAAGGAGCCAACCGGGAAAUCCUGGGCAUCAUUGUUUCCUACAAAGUGAAAGUGAAGCUCGUGGUAUCACGGGGCGGCCUGUUGGGAGACCUUGCAUCCAGUGACGUGGCCGUAGAACUGCCCUUCACCCUAAUGCACCCCAAGCCCAAAGAGGAACCCCCACAUCGUGAAGUUCCAGAGAACGAGGUGCCAGUAGAUACCAAUCUCAUAGAACUUGACACAAAUGAUGAUGACAUCGUGUUUGAGGACUUUGCCCGCCAGAGACUGAAAGGCAUGAAGGACGACAAGGAGGAGGAAGAGGAUGGUACUGGCUCGCCACAGCUCAACGACAGAUAGACUGGGGCCGGCCCUUCCUCUGGGCAGCUCCAGGUCCGCAUUCAUGCACUAGGAUGCUUAUUCGUCUUCUUCCUGUCCUUAUUACCCCUCCCCCUUUUCCUUCUAGUUCCUUCCGGGGGGCGGGGGGGCCCAGCGGUCUUCCAGGUCAUGGUGGUGAACCUCUGGCCUCAGGAUUGGCCCCACAUCACCACGCCAGCAGGGUCACGAGGACCACCUUCCCCCCAUCACCCCACUCAUGGGUCACCCUCCAGACUCUUCUCUUUUCCUGCUGACCCCCAGAAAGGCCAUCCGGGCUCUGGCCUUGGGAUUUUACUUGGGAUGAGGAUCAGAAUGGGGAGGGUGGGGCAGAGGGCUCAAGAUACGGGAGAGGAUGCCUGUGGCCCCAGGUGGCUGGCGCAGCUCUGGCAGCUAAAAGAUGACCACGCUGAGGGCCACCCUCUUCUGGCCAUGAGAGGCAAACCUGUGGAUUGAUUCUCAAUGCUUUUUACAGUCCGGACCCACCAAACACCUCUCCCCUUCCACCCCUCCAUCCCCAUCCUGUGUCCCUCUGUGUCUCACAGUGACAUUGGUGAAGGUUCACAGACCCCAGGAGUAGAGAAAAACCACUGGACUGACUUUCUUACCAGCAGUUACCCAGUCUAAGGCAAGCUGUGUGAACUAGCCCAAGUCUAAUUCAGUCCUCUCAGGAUGUGACAUCCCAGCUACCUUGUACCUUAUACGUGUGUCCUAUCUAUACACAUGCACAGAGGGAGAAGGGAGGAGUCUUCGCAAAGCACCAACAGGCCUCAUAGUGAGGCCAAGCUCCUGGGGGCUUUUCCAGAAGGGUAGCUCCGAGAGAUGGGGUUUAGGGGCAGGAAGAUGAGUAUCUGCUCAAUUCCCUCCUUUGCAGACUUAAGAGCAAUCAGUGAUCCCACAGGAAGUAAGGCUGGAGGUCCAGAUGGGGCUGGGGACACCGGUCCGGUCCCCUACUACCUCCCUUCACAGCCCUCCAGGGCUGAGCUGGGCUGGCCCUGCAGGGUGGGAGAGUGUGCGUGGGGGUCAUCAUGCCCACAGUCAAAGGGCCUUCUGCCCCAGGAGGUGGCGUGGUCCAUCAAGAUGCCCUCCCCUAAAAGGAAGGGGGCUGCUGGGUAGCAAGGAACCCUUCAUUUCCUUGGGGAUUUAAUGACCCCCCAGUAGGUCCUGGUGUCAUGGAUGCCUGGUACCCACUGGCUGGGGUUGAUGUGAUUGGGGCCUGCGACAGGGCAAGGCAGAUGAUGAGGCAGAAAGUGAUAAAAGGUAUUUGUUCUUGUCUGGUC
Messenger RNA from Lutra lutra (Eurasian river otter), 2810 nucleotides. RefSeq names its product arrestin beta 1 (gene ARRB1). Gene Ontology annotation, molecular function: G protein-coupled receptor binding. The record is from RefSeq and is a predicted model, not a curated record. The transcript has 16 exons. Gene Ontology annotation, biological process: signal transduction; G protein-coupled receptor internalization; visual perception. The coding region runs from base 259 to 1515 and encodes 418 amino acids. Lineage: Eukaryota; Metazoa; Chordata; Mammalia; Carnivora; Mustelidae.